Molecule: messenger RNA, 16736 nt
Organism: Pezoporus flaviventris
Lineage: Eukaryota; Metazoa; Chordata; Aves; Psittaciformes; Psittacidae
Gene: AHNAK
Product: AHNAK nucleoprotein
Exons: 7
Coding region: 398-16621 (5407 amino acids)
Biological process (GO): regulation of RNA splicing
Cellular component (GO): costamere; cytoplasm; nucleus
Molecular function (GO): protein binding
Source: RefSeq, a predicted model, not a curated record
GGCGGGCGCGGUUCCCGUUCCGGUCCCAUCGCGGGUCCCCCCGUUGUGGCACCGGGCCGGGCCCGUCCCGGGGCGGCGGCGCGGGGCUGGUCCCUCCCCGGGGGGGGCGGGGGAGGCUCCGCCGCUCCCGUUACAAGAGCCCGGCCCCGCUCCGGGCGCGGCCACUCGCCGCGAUCCCGCCGCCCCGCUCGGAUCGGCCGGGACCGGGAUCGGGACCGGGACAAACACCGGGACCCGCCGCCAGGAAUCCGGGAGCGGGAGGGGCCGGCACCGGGCAUGGCCCUGCCGGGGAGCUGAGCGCAGGCUGGGAAGGUGACGCAGGAGCUGCCACAAGGUCCACAAGCAAAGGCCGAGGGAUUCCUGGGGCGGAUCCAGCCGGGAGCAGCAUCCCAGCAAGAUGGAGAAGGAGGAGGAGAUGCGGGAGAUCCUGCUCCCCAACUGGCAGGGCAGCGGCUCCCAUGGCAUCACCAUCGACCAGACCGAUGACGGGGUCUUCAUCAAGCGGGUGCAGCAGAACUCGCCGGCCGCCAGGAUGGGCGUCGUGAGGGAAGGGGACCAGAUCGUGAGCGCCACGGUCUACUUUGACAACCUGCAGUCGGGGGAGGUGGCCCAGCUCCUCACCACCAUGGGGCACCACACGGUGGGCUUGCGCCUGCAGCGCCGAGGGGACAAGUCCCCAGGGCCGGGACAGACUUGGCCCCACGACGUGUUCAUGGGGGGCAGCAGCCCUGAGGUUGUGCUGAGUGGAGAUGAUGAGGAAUACAGGAGGAUCUACACCACGAAGAUCAAGCCGCGGCUCAAGUCGGAGGAGGUGCUGGAGGUGGAAGGUGCUGGGGUGCAGAGCAGCACCAUCACCGUCACCAAGAGGAUGACAGCCUACACCGUCGAUGUCACCCGCCACGACGGGGCCAAAGGCGUCGACGUCGUCGGAACAGACUUCAAGGUCCGCAUCCCGACCCAGGAGCUCAGCCAUGGCAUGGAAACCAACGUUGAUCCAGGGAAAGUCAUCAUGGAUGCUCCAGGCCCGGCGGCCGGACCUUGUGCCCCAAAACUGGGAAAAGCCGGGAUAACGGUGUCGGGAUCGAUGGAUGCUCCCGGUGGGGAAACUGGAAGCCCUAUUGUGGUGGAGGUGCCGGGAUACGACGGCUCCGGCUCGCUGUCGGUGGGGUCCCCGGGCGGCUCCAUCCCCAUUGGACAAACGGGAUCCCUGGAUGCGGGUUUCCACGUCAAGGGGCCCCGGCUGGAUGGGAAAGGCCCCGGUUCCAGCGUGGAUGCUCAAGGGGAGCUGCCGGGGGGGAAGCUCUCAAACGCUGCUGCUGCCCCUUGUGUGCAGGGGGGGAUCCAAGCUCCCGGUGUGGAAGUUUCCUUCCCAGCCAUGGAAAGCCCAGCUCUGGAUGUGGGAAAAAUCCAGAUUCCUGUGUUGAAAACGCCCAAAUUCGGGUUCCCGGUCUUGGGCUCCGAUGCUCCGGCACCACCGGCUCCAUUCAUGGACGUCCCCUCCUCAUCCAUCCAAGUCACAGGACCUGAAAUCCCAGCUCCCUCCGUUGAAAUCCCAGCUCCCUCCAUUGAAAUCCCAUCCCCGCAGGUGGAUGUGGGGCUGAAGGGAGCAGUGAAAGGCCCCGGUGUGGAGCUCCCAGCAGCCCAUGUGGACAUUCCCGGUGCCAAAGGGAAGCUCCGGAUGCCAACCGUGAGCCUUCCCAAAGGUGCCGCUGUGGAAGCGGCGCUCCCGACAGUGGGACCGGCGGCACCUGAGGCCGAUGUCGGCAUUCCUGACGCAGCCAUGGAAGGGGAAUGGAAAGGCCCCAAGUUCAAGAAGGUGGAAACUCCUCAGAUCUCCCUCUCGGAUGUGAACCUGCAGCUGAAAGGCCCCCACGCAAAGGGCGAUGCCGGUGUCACCGUGCCCAGGGUGGAAGGAGAAGUCAAAGGACUCGGCCCCAAGGGUCUCAAGGUGGACGUGAAGGCUCCUGGUGUUGAGUUUGAAAGCCCAGAGGGGCUCCUGAAAGGCCCUGGUGUAUCCGCACCAGAGCUGGACCUCCAUGGGAAGGGCCCUAAGCUCAAAGGAGACCUGGAUGUUGCUGUCUCAAAGCUGGGUGCUGACUUGAAAGGACCCCAGCUCGACAUCGGCGGCCCCAAGGUGGGAAUGGCCAUUCCUGAUGUCAACGUUAAAGGCCCCAAAGUCACGAUGCCGGAGGUGCACGUGAAGACCCCCCAUAUCUCCAUGCCUGACAUCGACCUGAACCUGAAAGGGCCCAAAGUGAAGGGAGACCUCGAUGUUUCUGCCCCUAAACUGGAAGGGGAGCUCAAAGCCCCUGGGCUCGACAUCAAAGGCCCCAAGGUUGACAUUGAAGCCCCAGAUGUGGACAUUCAUGGCCCUGAAGGCAAACUGAAGAUGCCCAAGCUGAAGAUGCCCAAGUUUGGGGUGAAGGGAGAGGUCCCCGAUGUGGCUGUGACCCUUCCCAAGGGCGAGGUGGACGUCUCUGGUCCCAGGGUUGACAUUGAUGUGCCCAAUGUGGACAUCAAAGGGAUAGAAGGAAAACUGAAGGGCCCCGAGGUGAAGAUGCCCGAGAUGCUCAUCACAGCCCCAAAGGUCUCGGUGCCAGACGUUGACCUGAACCUGAAGGGCCCCAAGGUGAAGGGUGGUGUGGAGGUUUCCAUCCCCACAGUAGGAGCUGAUCUGAAGGGUCCAGAACUAGAGCUCAAGGGCCCCAAGGUUGACAUUGAAGCCCCCGAUGUGGACAUUCAUGGUCCUGAAGGCAAACUGAAGAUGCCCAAGCUGAAGAUGCCCAAGUUUGGGGUGAAGGGAGAGGCCCCCGAUGUCGAUGUGAUGCUCCCAAAGGGUAAAGUGGAGAUCUCUGGCCCUGGCGUUGAUGUUGACGUGCCCAGUGUGGACAUCAAAGGGCCAGAAGGGAAACUGAAAGGCCCCAAGGUGAAGAUGCCGGACGUGAGCUUCAAGACCCCCCAGAUCUCCAUGCCUGACAUCGACCUGAACCUGAAAGGGCCCAAAGUGAAGGGAGACCUCGAUGUUUCUGCCCCUAAACUGGAAGGGGAGCUCAAAGCCCCUGGGCUUGACAUCAAAGGCCCCAAGGUUGACAUUGAAGCCCCAGAUGUGGACAUUCAUGGUCCUGAAGGCAAACUGAAGAUGCCCAAGCUGAAGAUGCCCAAGUUUGGGGUGAAGGGAGAGGUCCCCGAUGUGGCUGUGACCCUUCCCAAGGGAGAGGUGGACGUCUCUGGUCCCAGGGUUGACAUUGAUGUGCCCAAUGUGGGCAUCAAAGGGCUAGAAGGGAAAGGUCUCACACUGAAAAUGCCCGAACUGAACAUCCAGACCCCCAAACUGUCCACGCCAGAUGUAGAUCUCAGCUUGAAAGGCCCCAAAAUAGACAUGGAAGGUCCCAGAGUGGAUGUUGAGAUGCCCGAGGUGGACUUGGAAUGUCCAGAAGGGAAAAUAAAAGGCCCCAAAUUCAAGAUGCCCAAGCUCAAUAUCAAGACGCCGAAGAUCUCGAUGCCUGAUGUGGAUUUGAACUUGAAGGGGCACAAAGUGAAAGGAGAGGUGGACGUUUCUCUUCCAAAGGUAGAAGGUGACUUGAAAGAACCUGGUGUUACCAUCAAGGGGCCCAAAGUAGAUGUGGAGGUGCCAGAUGUCAACCUGGAAGGUCCAGAAGCCAAACUGAAGAUGCCCAAAAUGAAACUGCCUCAAUUCCAUGUGUCUGGUCCGAAGAUUGAGGGACCUGAUGUGGACAUCAAUGUGCCAAAAGGAGAGAUAGAAGUUUCGGGACCAGAGGUAGAUCUUGAAGGGACAGAGCUGGAUGUUGGAGGAGCAGAAGGGAAAUGGAAAGGCCCCAAGUUCAGGAUGCCGAAGCUGAAUAUCAAGACCCCCAAAAUCUCCAUGCCCGACGUAGAUUUGAACCUGAAGGGACCGAAGGUGAAAGGAGAGAUGGAUGUCGCAGCUCCGAAGCUAGAAGGUGAAUUGAAAGGUCCAGACGUAGACAUCAAGGGGCCGAAAGUCGAUGUUGAGGCACCCAACAUUGAUCUCGAGUGUCCUGAGGGGAAGCUGAAGGGCCCCAAGUUCAAGAUGCCCGAGAUGCACAUCAAGGCUCCCAAGAUCGCCAUGCCUGACGUUGACUUCAACCUGAAAGGACCCAGCAUGAAAGGGGACAUCGAAGUCUCAGCUCCCAAGCUUGAAGGUGACCUGAAGGCUCCCGACGUGGACAUCAAGGGCCCCAAAGUGCACAUUGAGGCCCCAGACGUGAACAUUCAAGGCCCAGAAGGGAAGUUCAAGAUGCCCAAGUUCAAGAUGCCCAAGUUCGGGAUGCCGGGGUUCAAAGCGGAAGGUCCAGAGGUGGACGUGAACCUGCCAAAAGGAGAUGUUGAUGUUUCUGGCCCAAAGGUAGAUAUUGAGAUGCCAAGUGUGGACAUUGAAGGUCCAGAGGGGAAGCUGAAAGGGCCCAAGUUCAAGAUGCCCGAGAUGCACAUCAAGGCUCCCAAGAUCUCCAUGCCUGACAUUGACUUGAACCUGAAAGGUCCCAAAGUGAAGGGAGAUGUGGACAUGUCACUACCCAAGGUAGAAGGUGAAUUGAAAGGCCCAGAAAUAGACAUCCAAGGUCCCAAAGUUGAUGUUGACCUUCCUGAUGUUGAACUGGAAGGUCCCGAGGGGAAGCUGAAAGGUCCUAAGUUCAAGAUGCCCGAGAUGCACAUCAAGGCUCCCAAGUUCUCCAUGCCCGAUGUUGACUUCAAUCUGAAGGGGCCCAAAGUCAAGGGUGAUGUGGAUGUGUCUGUUCCAAAGCUCGAGGGUGACCUAAAAUGUCCCGAUGUUGACAUCAAGGGCCCCAAAGUGGACAUUGAGGCCCCAGAUGUGAACAUUCAAGGCCCAGAAGGAAAGUUCAAGAUGCCCAAGUUCAAGAUGCCCAAGUUCGGGAUGCCGGGAUUCAAAGCGGAAGGUCCAGAGGUGGAUGUGAACCUGCCCACAGGAAGCCUGGAUAUUUCUGCUCCAAAGGUGGACAUUGAGGGUCCAGAUGUGGACAUUGAAGGUCCCGAGGGGAAAGUAAAAGGCCCCAAGUUCAAGAUGCCCGAGAUGCACAUCAAGGCUCCCAAGAUCUCCAUGCCUGACAUUGACCUGAACCUGAAGGGCCCCAAAGUGAAGGGAGAUGUGGACGUGUCUCUACCCAAGGUAGAAGGUGAAUUGAAAGGCCCAGAAUUGGAUAUCAAAGGUCCCAAAGUCGAUGUUGACCUUCCUGAUGUAGAGCUGGAAGGCCCCGAGGGGAAACUGAAAGGCCCCAAGUUCAAGAUGCCCGAGAUGCACAUCAAGGCUCCCAAAAUCUCCAUGCCUGAUGUUGACUUCAAUCUGAAGGGGCCCAAGCUAAAGGGAGAUGUGGAUGUGUCUGUCCCAAAGCUCGAGGGUGACCUGAAGGCUCCUGAUGUGGACAUCAAAGGCCCCAAAGUGGACAUUGAGGCCCCAGACGUGAACAUCCAUGGGCCAGAAGGAAAGUUCAAGAUGCCCAAGUUCAAGAUGCCCAAGUUCGGGAUGCCAGGAUUCAAAGCAGAAGGUCCAGAGGUGGAUGUGAACCUGCCCACAGGAAGCCUGGAUGUUUCUGCUCCAAAGGUGGACCUUGAAUGUCCAGAGGUGGACAUUGAAGGUCCGGAAGGGAAACUGAAAGGCCCCAAGUUCAAGAUGCCCGAGAUGCACAUCAAGGCUCCCAAGAUCUCCAUGCCUGACAUUGACUUGAACCUGAAGGGCCCCAAAGUGAAGGGAGAUGUGGAUGUGUCUCUUCCAAAGCUCGAAGGUGACCUGAAGGCUCCUGAUAUUGACAUCAAAGGCCCCAAAGUGGACAUUGAGGGUCCCGAUGUCAAUGUUCAUGGCCCAGAAGGAAAGUUCAAGAUGCCCAAGUUCAAGAUGCCCAAGUUCGGGAUGCCGGGACUCAAAGCGGAAGGUCCAGAGGUGGACGUGAACCUGCCAAAAGGAGAUGUUGAUGUUUCUGGCCCAAAGGUAGAUAUUGAGAUGCCAAGUGUGGACAUUGAAGGUCCAGAGGGGAAGCUGAAAGGGCCCAAGUUCAAGAUGCCCGAGAUGCACAUCAAGGCUCCCAAGAUCUCCAUGCCUGAUAUUGACUUGAACCUGAAGGGCCCCAAGGUGAAGGGUGGUGCUGAUGUUUCUGUACCACAACUUGAAGGUGAAUUGAAGGGACCUGAUGUGAAUAUUAAAGGUCCGAAGUUGGAUGUGGAUGUUCCUGAUCUUGAUAUUGAAGGUCCUGAGGGAAAAUGGAAAGGGCCCAAGAUAAAGAUGCCCGAGAUGCACGUCAAGGCUCCCAAAUUCUCAAUGCCUGAUGUGGACCUCAACUUGAAAGGUCCCAAAGUGAAGGGUGAACUGGAUGUUUCUGCUCCCAAAAUUGAGGGGGACAUCAAAGGGCCAGAUCUGGAACUUAAGGGGCCCCAAGUGGACAUAGAUGUGCCUGACCUUGAUAUUGAGUGUCCCGAGGGGAAGCUGAAGGGUCCCAAGUUCAAGAUGCCCGAGAUGCACAUUAAGGCUCCCAAGAUCUCGAUGCCGGACUUUGACCUGAACCUGAAAGGUCCCAAAGUGAAGGGGGACGUGGACGUGUCCGUGCCAAAGCUGGAGGGUGAUUUGCAAGGUCCAGAUAUUGACAUCAAAGGCCCUAAACUGGAUGUGAAUGUUCCUGACAUUGACCUCGAGUGUCCAGAAGCAAAAAUUAAAGGCCCCAAGUUCAAGAUGCCCGAGAUGCACUUCAAGACCCCCAAGAUCUCCAUGCCUGACAUCGACCUCAACCUCAAAGGUCCCAAGCUAAAGGGAGACCUGGAUGUUUCUGCCCCCAAACUGGAGGGUGACUUGAAAGGCCCCGAUGUGGAUAUCAAAGGACCCAAAGUGGACAUAGAAGCGCCUGAUGUGGAUAUUGAGGUCCCAGAGGGGAAGCUGAAGGGUCCCAAGUUCAAGAUGCCAGAGAUGCAUUUCAAAGCCCCCAAGAUUUCAAUGCCAGACUUUGACCUGAACCUGAAAGGUCCCAGAGUGAAGGGGGACGUGGACGUGUCUGUGCCAAAGCUGGAGGGUGAUUUGAAAGGUCCCGACGUGGACAUCAAAGGCCCUAAACUGGACGUUGACCUUCCUGAUGUUGAACUGCAAGGUCCUGAAGGGAAACUGAAAGGCCCCAAGUUCAAGAUGCCCGAGAUGCACAUCAAGACUCCCAAGAUCUCCAUGCCUGACAUUGACCUGAACCUGAAAGGCCCCAAAGUGAAGGGAGAUGUGGACAUGUCUCUACCCAAGGUCGAGGGUGACUUGAAAGGUCCAGAACUGGAUGUCAAAGGUCCCAAAGUCAAUGUUGACCUUCCUGAUGUUGAACUAGAAUGUCCCGAGGGGAAGCUGAAAGGUCCCAAGUUCAAGAUGCCAGAGAUGCACAUCAAGGCACCCAAGAUCUCCAUGCCUGAUGUUGACUUCAACCUGAAGGGGCCCAAGAUAAAGGGAGACGUGGAUGUGUCUGUUCCAAAGCUCGAGGGUGACCUAAAAUGUCCCGAUGUUGACAUCAAGGGUCCCAAAGUCGAUGUUGACCUCCCUGAUGUAGAGCUGGAAGGCCCAGAGGGGAAGCUGAAGGGCCCCAAGUUCAAGAUGCCCGAGAUGCACAUCAAGGCACCCAAGAUCUCCAUGCCUGAUGUUGACUUCAAUCUGAAGGGGCCCAAGCUAAAGGGAGAUGUGGAUGUGUCUGUUCCAAAGCUCGAGGGUGACCUGAAGGCUCCUGAUGUGGACAUCAAGGGCCCCAAAGUGGACAUUGAGGCCCCAGAUGUGAACAUUCAAGGGCCAGAAGGAAAGUUCAAGAUGCCCAAGUUCAAGAUGCCCAAGUUCGGGAUGCCGGGGUUCAAAGCGGAAGGUCCAGAGGUUGACGUGAACCUCCCAAAGGGAGAUAUUGAUGUUUCUGGCCCAAAGGUGGAUGUUGAGAUGCCAAGUGUGGACAUUGAAUGUCCAGAGGGGAAGCUGAAGGGCCCCAAGUUCAAGAUGCCCGAGAUGCACAUCAAGGCUCCCAAGAUCUCCAUGCCUGACAUUGACUUGAACCUGAAAGGUCCCAAAGUGAAGGGAGAUGUGGACGUGUCUCUACCCAAGGUCGAGGGUGAAUUGAAAGGCCCAGAAAUAGACAUCCAAGGUCCCAAAGUCGAUGUUGACCUUCCCGAUGUAGAGCUGGAAGGUCCUGAGGGGAAGCUGAAAGGCCCCAAGUUCAAGAUGCCCGAGAUGCACAUCAAGGCACCGAAAUUCUCCAUGCCCGAUGUUGACUUCAAUCUGAAGGGGCCCAAGCUAAAGGGAGAUGUGGAUGUGUCUGUUCCAAAGCUCGAGGGUGACCUGAAGGCUCCUGAUGUGGACAUCAAGGGCCCCAAAGUGGACAUUGAGGCCCCAGACGUGAACAUUCAAGGGCCAGAAGGAAAGUUCAAGAUGCCCAAGUUCAAGAUGCCCAAGUUCGGGAUGCCGGGUUUCAAAGCAGAAGGUCCAGAGGUUGACAUGAACCUGCCCACAGGAAGCCUGGAUGUUUCUGCUCCAAAGGUGGACCUUGAAGGUCCAGAGGUGGACAUUGAGUGUCCUGAGGUGAAGCUGAAGGGCCCCAAGUUCAAGAUGCCCGAGAUGCACAUCAAGGCUCCCAAGAUCUCCAUGCCUGACAUUGACUUGAAUCUGAAGGGCCCCAAAGUGAAGGGAGAUGUGGACGUGUCACUACCCAAGUUGGAAGGUGACUUAAAGGGCCCUGAAAUAGAUAUCCAAGCUCCCAAAGUCGAUGUUGACCUUCCUGAUGUUGAACUGGAAGGUCCCGAGGGGAAGGUGAAGGGCCCCAAGUUCAAGAUGCCCGAGAUGCACAUCAAGGCUCCCAAAAUCUCCAUGCCUGAUGUUGACUUCAAUCUGAAGGGUCCCAAGCUAAAGGGAGAUGUGGAUGUGUCUGUCCCAAAGCUCGAGGGUGACCUGAAGGCUCCUGAUGUGGACAUCAAAGGCCCCAAAGUGGACAUUGAGGCCCCAGACGUGAACAUUCAAGGGCCAGAAGGAAAGUUCAAGAUGCCCAAGUUUAAGAUGCCCAAGUUCGGGAUGCCGGGAUUCAAAGCGGAAGGUCCAGAGGUGGAUGUGAACCUGCCCACAGGAAGCCUGGAUGUUUCUGCUCCAAAGGUGGACAUUGAAGGUCCAGAGUUGGACAUUGAAGGCCCUGAGGGGAAGCUGAAGGGCCCCAAGUUCAAGAUGCCCGAGAUGCACAUCAAGGCUCCCAAGAUCUCCAUGCCUGAUGUGGACUUCAAUCUGAAGGGCCCUAAGCUGAAGGGAGAUGUGGACGUGUCUCUACCCAAGGUAGAAGGUGAAUUGAAAGGUCCAGAACUGGAUAUCAGUGGUCCCAAAGUCAAUGUUGACCUUCCUGAUGUUGAACUGGAAGGCCCAGAGGGGAAGUUGAAAGGCCCAAAGUUCAAGAUGCCCGAGAUGCACAUCAAGGCUCCCAAGUUCUCCAUGCCCGACGUUGACUUCAACCUCAAGGGGCCCAAAGUUAAGGGGGAUGUGGACGUGUCUCUCCCAAAGCUCGAGGGUGACCUGAAGGCUCCUGAUGUGGACAUCAAGGGCCCCAAAGUGGACAUUGAGGCCCCAGACGUGGACAUUCAUGGCCCUGAAGGUAAAAUCAAGAUGCCCAAGUUCAAGAUGCCCAAGUUUGGGUUGUCUGGGUUGAAAGGAGAAGGCCCAGAUCUUGAUGUCAACCUUCCUGAGGCCGAUGUUGCUAUUUCGGGUCCCAAGGUUGAUGUUUCUGUUCCUGACCUGGACAUUGAAGGGCCAGAAGGGAAAUUGAAGGGCCCUAAAUUGAAGAAGCCUGAGAUUGGCUUCAAUGUUCCCAAAAUCUCCAUGCCCGACAUUGACUUACAUCUGAAAGGUCCCAAAGUGAAAGGGGACAUUGAUCCUUCUAUUCCCAAAGUAGAAGCUGAGCUGAAGAGUCCCAAGCUGGACAUCAAAGGGCCAGAGGUUGAGGUUGAGGGACCAAAGCUUGAUCUUGAAGGAAAAGGGAAAAAAUCCAGGUUUAAACUCCCCAAAUUUGGCUUUUCUGGCCCCAAAGUGCAAAGCCCUGAGGUGGACCUGAAAGUGAAGAAACCUGAGGUUGAGCUAUCCGGCCCAAAAGUUGAUGUUGCUGCUCCAGAGGUGGAUAUUCAGGCAAAAUCAAAGGGCUCCAAGUUCAAAAUGCCUUUUCUGACCAUUUCCUCACCCAAAGUCUCGAUGCCAGAUGUGGAGCUCAACCUAAAAGGGCAUAAAGUGAAAGGAGACUUGGAUGUUUCCAGCCCCAAGUUGGAAGGGGAACUGAAAGGGCCCGAUUUGGACAUCAAAGGCCCCAAAGUCAACAUCGAGGCACCUGAUGUGGAUGUUCAUGGACCAGAGGGAAAACUCAAGAUGCCCAAGUUCAAGAUGCCCAAGUUUGGGGUGUCAGGGUUUAAAGCAGAGGGGCCGGAGGUGGACCUCAGCAUUCCCAAAGCAGAGCUGGAUGUUUCGGGUCCCAAGCUGGAUAUCGAAGGUGCUGGCUUGGAGAUAGAAGGUCCAGAGGGGAAGCUGAAGGGCCCCCACUUGAAGAUGCCAGAAGUGAACAUCAAAGCACCCAAGAUCUCCAUGCCUGACAUUGACCUGAACCUGAAAGGUCCCAAAGUGAAGGGAGAUGUGGAUGUGUCUCUUCCUCAAGUGGAUCUGAAAGGCUCAGAUGUGACUGUGAAAGGACCCAAAGUGGAUGUCGAGGUUCCUGACCUUGACAUUGAAGGUCCCAAAGGCAAAUUGAAAGGCCCCAAGUUUAAAAUGCCUGAAAUGAACAUCAAAGGUCCCCAUAUUUCCAUGCCAGAUUUGGACUUGAAUUUGAAAGGCCCCAAGUCCAAAGGGGGGGUAGACAUCGACCUUUCCGUGCCAAAAGUGGAAGGGGACUUGAGUGUUCCAGACGUUAACAUCCAGGGACCAAAGGUUGACAUUGAUGCUCCCGAGCUGGAUGUUGAAGGAAAACUGAAAGGUCCCAAGUUCAAGAUGCCCGAGAUGCACAUCAAGGCUCCCAAAAUCUCCAUGCCUGACGCCAGCUUCAACCUCAAAGGUCCAAGCCUGAAAGGAGACAUAGAUAUUUCUGCUCCAAAGCUCGAGGGUGACCUGAAGGCUCCUGACAUCAGUAUUGGGGGCCCCAAGGUCGACAUUGAGGUGCCAGAUGUGGACAUUCAAGGCCCAGAAGGAAAGUUCAAGAUGCCCAAGUUCAAGAUGCCCAAGUUCGGGAUGCCGGGAUUCAAAGCAGAAGGUCCAGAGGUGGAUGUGAACCUGCCCACGGGAAGCCUGGAUGUUUCUGCUCCAAAGGUGGACAUUGAAGGUCCAGAGUUGGACAUUGAAGGUCCUGAGGGGAAACUGAAAGGCCCCAAGUUCAAGAUGCCCGAGAUGCACAUUAAGGCUCCCAAGAUCUCCAUGCCUGACAUUGACUUGAACCUGAAGGGCCCCAAAGUGAAGGGAGAUGUGGAUGUGUCUCUCCCCAAGGUAGAAGGUGAAUUGAAAGGUCCGGAACUGGAUAUCAAAGGACCCAAAGUGGACAUAGAUGUUCCUGAUGUGGACAUUGAAGGACCAGAAGGAAAACUGAAAGGCCCCAAACUGAAGAUGCCUGAGAUGCAUUUUAAGGCCCCCAAGAUCUCGAUGCCAGACUUUGACCUGAACCUGAAAGGCCCAAAAGUGAAGGGGAAUGUGGAUGUGUCUGUGCCGUGUGUGGAAGGUGACCUGAAAGGCCCCAAAGUGGAUGUUAAAGGUCCUGAGCUGGACAUUGGUGCCCCAGAUGUUCAAAUAGAGGGCCCAGAAGGGAAAUUGAAGGGUCCCAAGUUCAAGAUGCCCGAGAUGCAUUUCAAAGCCCCCAAGAUCUCAAUGCCGGACUUUGACCUGAACCUGAAAGGUCCCAAAGUGAAGGGGGAUGUGGACGUGUCUGUGCCAAAGCUGGAAGGUGAUUUGAAAGGUCCAGAUAUUGACAUCAAAGGCCCUAAACUGGACGUUGACCUUCCUGAUGUUGAGCUGGAAGGUCCAGAGGGGAAGCUGAAGGGCCCCAAGUUCAAGAUGCCUGAGAUGCACAUCAAGGCUCCCAAGAUCUCCAUGCCUGACAUUGACCUGAACCUGAAGGGCCCCAAAGUGAAGGGAGAUGUGGACGUGUCUCUUCCCAAGGUAGAAGGUGAAUUGAAAGGUCCAGAACUGGAUAUCAGUGGUCCCAAAGUCAAUGUUGACCUUCCUGAUGUUGAACUGGAAGGUCCCGAGGGGAAGCUGAAAGGCCCCAAGUUCAAGAUGCCCGAGAUGCACAUCAAGGCACCCAAGAUCUCCAUGCCUGAUGUUGACUUCAACCUGAAGGGGCCCAAGCUAAAGGGAGAUGUGGACGUUUCACUUCCCAAGCUUGAAGGUGAAUUGAAAGGCCCAGAAAUAGACAUCCAAGGUCCCAAAGUCGAUGUUGACCUUCCCGAUGUAGAGCUGGAAGGUCCUGAGGGGAAGCUGAAGGGCCCCAAGUUCAAGAUGCCCGAGAUGCACAUCAAGGCUCCCAAGUUCUCCAUGCCCGAUGUUGACUUCAAUCUGAAGGGGCCCAAGCUAAAGGGAGAUGUGGAUGUGUCUGUCCCAAAGCUCGAGGGUGACCUGAAUGCUCCUGAUGUAGACAUCAAAGGCCCCAAAGUGGACAUUGAGGCCCCAGACGUGAACAUUCAAGGCCCAGAAGGAAAGUUCAAGAUGCCCAAGUUCAAGAUGCCCAAGUUCGGGAUGCCGGGAUUCAAAGCGGAAGGUCCAGAGGUGGAUGUGAACCUGCCCACAGGAAGCCUGGAUGUUUCUGCUCCAAAGGUGGACAUUGAAGGUCCAGAGGUGGACAUUGAAGGUCCUGAGGGGAAACUGAAAGGCCCCAAGUUCAAGAUGCCUGAGAUGCACAUCAAGGCUCCCAAGAUCUCCAUGCCUGACAUUGACUUGAACCUGAAGGGCCCCAAAGUGAAAGGAGAUGUGGACGUGUCUGUGCCAGGAGUCGAGUGUGAACUGAAGGGUCCAGAGGUCAACAUCGGGGGCCCUAAAUUAGACAUCGAUGCCCCCAGUGUUGAUGUUGAAGGUCCAGAGGGGAAAUUCAAGCUGCCCAAGUUCAAGAUGCCCAAGUUCUCCAUGCCAGGCUUCAAAGGGGAGGGAGUGGAUGUGGAUGUGAACCUCCCCAAGGGAGACCUUGACCUCUCAGGCCCCAGCUUGGAUGUGGAGGCUCCUGAUGUCAGUGUGGAUGGAAAAGUCAAAGGUCCCAAAUUUUCCAUGCCCGAAAUGCACAUUAAGGCUCCCAAGGUCUCCCUCCCUGACGUUGACUUCAACAUCAAAGGCCCCCAGCUGAAGGGAGGGGUGGAUGUCUCUGGCCCCAGGCUUGAAGGUGAUUUGAAAGCCCCCCAGAUCGAUGUGAAAGCCCCCAAAAUCGACGUUGAGGUUCCUGAUGUGGCCAUUGAAGGUCCCGAGGGGAAGCUGAAGGGACCCAAGUUCAAGAUGCCUGAGAUGCACAUCAAGGCCCCCAAGUUCUCCAUGCCCGACGUUGACUUCAACCUGAAGGGCCCCAAAGUGAAGGGAGAUGUGGAUGUCUCUGCUCCAAAGCUGGAGGGGGAUUUGCAGUGUCCAGAAGUUGACAUCAAAGGCCCCAAGUUGGACAUUGAGGCACCUGAUGUGAACAUUGAGGGGCCGGAUGGGAAACUGAAAGGCCCCAAGUUCAAGAUGCCCGAGAUGCACAUCAAGGCUCCCCAUAUCUCCAUUCCUGACAUCGACCUCAACCUGAAAGGCCCAAAGCUUGAGGGCGGUCUGAAGGGACCUGAGAUCGACAUCAAGGGCCCCAGAGUAAAUAUUGAGGGUCCGGAGGUCAACGGGGAUGGCCUGGAGGGCAAAAUGAAGCUGCCAAAACUGAAGCUGCCCAAGUUUGGCCUGAAAGGAGAAGGUCCUGAUGUAGAUGUGAACCUGCCAAAGGCAGAGGUAGAUCUCUCAGGCCCCAAGGUUGAUAUCAGUGUCCCGGAUGUGAGCAUCGAAGGUCCAGAGGGCAAAGUGAAAGGCCCUAAACUGAAGAUGCCCGAAGUGCAUGUGAACGUUCCCAAGAUCUCGAUGCCGGAGAUCGAUUUGAACUUGAAAGGCCACAAGACCAAGGGAGGCUUCGACAUCUCCACCCCAAAGCUCGAAGGGAACCUGAAAGGUCCCGACAUUGACAUCAAAGGCCCAGAGCUUGGGAUCAAAGGCCCUGAGGUUGAUGUUGAGUGUCCUGACCUGAGCAUUGAAGGCCUGGAGGCAAAUGUGAAGGUCCCCAAGUUGAAGAAGUCAAAGUUUGGGUUCGGGAUGAAGAGCCCAAAGGCAGAAGUCAAGGGCCCAGGGGCCGAUGUGGAUCUACCCGAGGCAGAGCUGAACGUGGAGGCACCGGACAUCAACCUCGCAGGCAAGGGCAAGAAGAGCAAGUUCAAGAUGCCCAAACUUCACAUGAGCGGCCCUAAAGUCAAAGGCAAGAAGGGGGGGUUCGACGUCAACGCGGCCGGGGGAGACCUCGACUUGGAUGUGACCGCAUCCGGACUGGAUGCAGCAGCCAAAGGGGAGGUUACGGUGAAGUCCCCCAAAGGGAAGAAGCCGAUGUUUGGGAAAAUCUCCUUCCCCGAUGUGGAGUUUGACCUGAAAUCGCAUCGGUUCCGAGGAGACGCUUCCAUGGCAGCCCCCAAGAUCGAGGGGGAGCUCAAAGGGCCGGAGCUGGACGUGGCUGUGCCAGCGUUCAAAGGGGACCUGAAAGGUCCAAGUCUCAACAUGGACCUUGAAGCUCCUGAUGUGAACGUGAAGAAGCCCAAAUUCAACCUUCCCAGUGGGCAGAUGGGAGCGGGGGGGUUGAAAAUGGAAGGAGCCUCCAUUGACGUUGCGGUUCCCUCGGUGUCGGUGCCAGACGUCGACUUCAAUGUGAAAGGACCAAAGGGUGAGGUCAAUGUUCCUGGAGCAGAACUGGAAGGUCCCGAAGGGAAACUGAAGUUGCCCAAGGUGGGGAAAAUGGGUCUUGAUCUGGGAAUGCCGGAUGUGAACCUGGAUCUGUCUGUCCCAGCAAUGGAAGGAAGCGUGAGCCUCCCUUCGGCUGAUGCCAGCCUCCGAGGGGUGGAUGUGAAGCUCCAAGGGCCCCAAAUCUCCGGCCCCGAGUUUGAUGCAAACCUGAAAGGACCAAAGCUAAAGGGAGAUGUGGACGCUUCGAGUUCCCUGGAAGGGCCCAAGGUCAGCCUGGAUGCGCCGGGAAUUGACCUGGGAGGUUUGGGAGGGAAACUGAAGCUGCCCAAGUUCAAGUCCCCAACGAUGGAGGGACCGGACCUGAAGGGAGGCAUUGAGUGCUCCAUGGAGGCAAAAGCCCCGGGGGCAAAUCUCAACCUGGGCACCGCAGGCAUCGAUAUCAGAGGGCCCUCAGUGGAUGUUUCAGCCCCAGAUCUGGAUGUGAACCUGAAAGGACCAAAGUUGAAAGGAGACUUGGACGUCCAAUGCCCCAAAGCAUCGGUGGACGUGUCUGACGCCGGCUUCGAGAUCCUGGGUGGCACCAUCAAGCUCCCAUCCCUCAAACUCCCCCAGUUUGGGCUUUCCAGCCCCGGUGUGGAUGGAGCCGAUGUUGGCAUCAACCUUGAAGGUCCCCAGGUGAAAGGAGGCCUGAAGGGCUCCGGCGUUGGGCUGGAAGGACCCAACGUGGAAGUGAAAGGGCCUCACAUUUCCCUGCCAGAUGCUGACCUGAAGCUGAAAGGACCAAACCUGGAUGUCACCGGUGAGAUCAGAGCUCCAAAAGUCAGCGUGGAAGCACCUCAUGUGGGUAUCAAGGAGCCCAGCGCUGGCAUCCACGUGGAUGCUCCGGCCAUGGAUGCGUCUGCCCUGAAAGGAUCCGGGUCUGGGUUGAACGUCAACGUGAAAGGGCCAAAGCUCCACAUCAGCGGCUCAAAGGGAGGUCCCGGGGUCAGCGCAGGUGCCCCAGAGCCCAGUGUUGGCAAAGUUUCCUUCCCCAAGCUGCGGAUGCCCAAGUUUGUGUUUUCUGACCCGGAGGUGAAGGGCAGGGAGAUGGGGGUGGACGUGGAGUUCCCCGAUGCCCACAUCCAGGCCGGCGCCACGGAGCUGGAGCUGGAAGACGCCGACGUCCGCCUGAAGAAAUCCAAGCUCAAGAUGCCCAAGUUCAACUUCUCCAAGCAGAAAGGGAAGAGCAGCGGGGCCCUGGGCUCCCCAGAGGCAUCGGGAUCCAGAGGGGACCUGAAGAGCUCCAAGGGCAGUCUGGGCUCAGCAGAAGGGGAGCUGGAUGGGGCCGAGGCGCCGUCGGCCAAGGCCAAGUUCUCCUUGUUCAAGAGCAGGAAGACGCGGCACCGAUCGUCGUCAUUCAGCGAUGAGCGCUCGGCCCAUUCCCCGCCAUUGGGAGCGCUGGAGCUGGACGCCGGUGACAAAGGCAAAGCGGGCAGGAUGAAAUUCGGGACGUUCGGGGGCAUCGGCUCCAAAACCAAAGGCUCCUAUGAGGUGACCGGCAGCGACGAGGAGCUGCCCAAGGCGCCCGGCGUCGCCAAGAAGUCACGGUUGUCAUCGUCCUCCAGCACCGACAGCGCGACCAAGGCUGGCUUCCGCAUGCCCGGUGUGGAGCUGACGGUGGCCAAGAGGAAGGAGCAGCCGGGCUGCACGUAGGGGCCGUUGUAUAUAGGGAGCCCCAUAUGGGUCUGUAGAUACGUUUUGUAGCUCGGGCUCCCCAUCCUUCUGUAACCCCAUAUCCCAACCCUACAAAGAGCCAAGCGGGAGCUUC